GGUAGGCUUUGUGACCUUGGCUCUUGAGGUUGUGUCUUUCUCAAAGAUCAUGUCCUGCCCUAAGCAGUAAGGAAUCUCAUUUGCUGCUCUUCCCUCGGUGGUUUAGGCUUGUGUAUUGUAAGGAAGAAGGAUCGAGGUGAAACUCUCGCUCCACAGUGUUGACUAUUCUUCUCCCACAGACUGGCACAAGGGAGAGCGACACUUGAAUAUGUGGUGAGAUGUGUGAAGAGCAUGACAAUGGAUGCAAACACCCUGGUCUUACUCUUCCAGAAGAAAAAGGGAAAACCGAACCUGAAUGUCCCCUGAAAGUGAAGAAAUGUCCACACUUCUAUGUGCAGAUUGUGGACCUUUGGAAUCUACAUUCAACAUUUGAUACUGUGUGUGACUCCUGAUGAACACACUGAAGAUACAUGAUGUCCAGUAAUUUUUACUGGGGAUAAUACCUACAACAUACAUAAGAUGAUGUUAUUAAAAUACAUUUAAAAUUACACAAGACAUUUUAAAAUUAUUUAAGAUAA
This is a messenger RNA of Macaca mulatta (Rhesus monkey), 518 nucleotides long. Lineage: Eukaryota; Metazoa; Chordata; Mammalia; Primates; Cercopithecidae. The record is from RefSeq and is a predicted model, not a curated record.